Messenger RNA from Diutina rugosa, 1368 nucleotides. It is a transcript of the gene ERG4, whose product is annotated as delta(24(24(1)))-sterol reductase. The transcript has a single exon. The coding region runs from base 1 to 1368 and encodes 455 amino acids. Gene Ontology annotation, cellular component: endoplasmic reticulum membrane. Gene Ontology annotation, biological process: ergosterol biosynthetic process. NCBI's taxonomy places the organism in Eukaryota, Fungi, Ascomycota, Pichiomycetes, Serinales, Debaryomycetaceae. The record is from RefSeq and is a predicted model, not a curated record. Gene Ontology annotation, molecular function: Delta24(24-1) sterol reductase activity.
AUGACCGAGAAGUCUAAAGGUCCCAAGCCUGGGUUUUUGGCCAAGGAAGACAUCGAAUGGGAGUUCGGCGGGCCUGCCGGUGCCCUCGGCAUGAUGGUGGGCUUCCCCUUGCUCAUGUGGUACAUGUGGCUCCUGGCGCAAUUCUUCGACGGCCAGGCCGCGUGGCCGGCUCCCGGCCAAUCGUGGCUGGAUUUUGGUCACCAGUUGUGGACGUUGUUCGUUGACUACGGGUUGCCCACGUGGAAGGUCGUCGCUGGCUUUGCUGGCUUCAUCAUUGUCCAGGGGUUCUUCUACCUCACUUUACCCGGGGUGUGGACUAAAGGUCAGCCCCUCGCUCACCAAGGCGGCAAGCAAUUGCCUUACUACUGCAAUGCCAUCUGGUCGUUCUACACGUCGGUGGUGUUGGCGCUCAUCUUCAACUACACCGGGGUGUUUAAGCUCACUUACCUCAUCGACUACUUCGGCCAGAUCAUGACCACCGCCAUCGUCUUUGGCUGGAUCAUCUCGUUGGUGAUCUACAUCUGGCACUACCGCAAGGGCGACUACCAGCGGAUGACGGGCAACCAUCUCUACGACAUCUUCCUCGGCGCUCCCUUGAACCCGAGAAUCGGCAAGUACUUGGACUUGAAGAUGUUUUUCGAGGUGCGUAUCCCCUGGUUCAUCCUCUUCUUCUUGUCGUUGUCGCUCUGCUUCCGUCAGUACGAGGAGUACGGUAAGGUGUCGCCGCAAGCGUUGUUCUUGUUGUACGCCCACUGGUUGUACGCCAAUGCCUGUGCCAAGGGUGAAGAGCUCAUCGUCCCCACCUGGGACAUGGCCUACGAGAAGUUUGGGUUCAUGUUGAUCUUCUGGAACAUCGCCGGCGUCCCCUUCACCUACUGCCACUGCACGUUGUACUUGGCGUACCACGACCCCAAGGAGUACCUGUGGUCGACCACCUACAACAUGGUGCUCUACUUCACUCUCACCAUUGCUUACUACUUCUUCGACACCGGCAACCGUCAGAAGAACUCGUUCCGUCGCGCCAUGGCCGGCAACACCAACUUGCGCAAGACCUUCCCCUACUUGCCUUACUCUGACAUCGAAAACCCCAAGUACAUCACCACUGCCGACGGCUCGAAGUUGUUGACUGACGGCUGGUACGUGUACGCGCGGAAGAUGCACUACACCGCCGACUACACUCAGGCGUUGACGUGGGGGUUGAUCUGUGGUUUUGCCCUGCCCUUCCCCUGGUUCUUCCCCGUGUUCUUCUUCAUCGUGUUGGUGCACCGUGGUUUCCGUGACCAGCGCAAGUGUGAAAAGAAGUACGGCAAGGACUGGGACCGCUACUUGGAGGCCUGUCCGUACAUGUUCAUUCCGUAUGUGUUCUAG